AUGACUCUCUCCUGCUGCCCACCUUGCUGUCAGCCUGGCUGCUGCAAGACCAUCUACUGCUGGACCACGUGCUGCCCACCCUGCUGCCCUGAUUCCAGCUGCCAUGAGUCCAUCUGCUGCCAGCCUUGCUGUCCUCCAAGUUGCAGCACACCCUGCUGCCAGUCCAGCAACAGCAGCAACAAAACUGUCAGCACUUGCUCAGAGGCCUCCAACCCACCAACCUGCUGUGAAAGCACCUGCUGCAAGACCAGCAGUUCCAAGCCAACUGGUAUGAGCAUCUGCUGCAACACACCUUGUUGCCAGCCCUGCUGCUGUGUGCCCACCUGCUGCCAGCCAUGCUGCCAACCCUGCUCCUUAAAGAUCAGCUGUCAACCCCCUUGCUGUGAAACCAGCUGCUGCAAGACAAGCAGUUCCAAGUCAAACUGU
This is a messenger RNA of Mesocricetus auratus (golden hamster), 426 nucleotides long. Its product is annotated as keratin-associated protein 9-1-like. The annotation marks the transcript as partial. The record is from RefSeq and is a predicted model, not a curated record. The transcript has a single exon. Lineage: Eukaryota; Metazoa; Chordata; Mammalia; Rodentia; Cricetidae.